AUGUUGACAUUACAGAGAACUUUUGUACGUAGUACAAUUCCGUGUGCAAUUGGAUCCGUGAGGUUCAAUUCGUCGAUUCCAGGUACAUCAGCUAAACAGAGUCCUUUCAAGAUUUCCACCACUUUGAUUAAGGACUCUGACAGAGAAAAACAUGAUGAUAAAGAGUUCAUUACUCAUCCAUUAUUUCCACAUCCAGUGUUCAAGGGGGAGGAAUGUGAAAGAGUGCAGGUUGAACACAGAGAACCCCAAUCUCGUGGAGAUAGGAUUGCGUUUAAGGGGAUCCAGCUUGUCAGGGGAUCAUUUGACUUUGUGACGGGAUACAAAAAACCUAGGAAUGAAAAAGAAGAAGAGCAUGGGUUCAAGGGUACUAGAUAUGAGAUGACAGAACCCAAGUGGUUAACUAGAUGUAUAUUUUUGGAGAGCAUUGCUGGUGUUCCGGGAAUGGUUGCUGCGUUCAUUAGACAUUUGCAUUCGCUCCGUCUUUUAAGGAGAGACAAGGCAUGGAUUGAAACUUUGUUAGACGAAGCUUACAACGAAAGAAUGCACUUGUUGACGUUCAUUAAGCUUGGUAGACCCUCGUGGUUCACCAGAUCGAUUAUUUACAUCGGCCAGGGUGUAUUUUGUAAUUUGUUUUUCAUGUGCUACUUAAUCAACCCUAGAUACUGCCAUAGAUUUGUUGGUUAUUUGGAAGAAGAGGCGGUUAGUACAUAUACCCAUUUAUUGAAUGAAUUAAAGAUGGGUAAGUUGAAAGAGUUUGACAAUAUUCAGAUUCCAGCUAUUAGUUGGCAAUACUGGCCAGAAUUGGAUGAAAAGUCCACUUUUACCGAUUUGAUAUUGAGAAUUCGGGCUGACGAAGCUAAGCACAGAGAAGUCAACCAUACAUUGGCCAACUUGAAUCAGAAGGGUGACAGAAACCCAUUUGCAUUACAGAUAAAAGAUACGGAUAAGAAGCAACCAACCAAUGGAUUAGAAACUCACAAAGGUACUGGUUGGGAUCGUGAUGAUUUAAUUCUUUAA
Messenger RNA from Debaryomyces fabryi, 1017 nucleotides. It is a transcript of the gene AOX2, whose product is annotated as Aox2p. Gene Ontology annotation, cellular component: mitochondrion. The transcript has a single exon. NCBI's taxonomy places the organism in Eukaryota, Fungi, Ascomycota, Pichiomycetes, Serinales, Debaryomycetaceae. The record is from RefSeq and is a predicted model, not a curated record. Bases 1 to 1017 code for a protein of 338 amino acids. Gene Ontology annotation, biological process: alternative respiration. Gene Ontology annotation, molecular function: alternative oxidase activity.